CCUCAUAUUUGUCUGAUUACUGGAGGGCCAGCACUCCUUUAGUCAGACUAAAGUGUUGUCCGGACGCAGAAUGAAGAGUUCUUCCUUUUGUCUGGUUUAAGAGAAAAUUAUGUUUUAAAAGACAAAACCCAAACUAAUAACUGAGCAAAGAAGCUUGACUCUGACUUCAGGAGCUGAGGUGUAUUUUUUUUUUUUCUGAACGAAAAUGGACGAUUCAAGCAAGCAAGCCCCUUCAUUUGGGAGUGGAGGCCAGAGGAACCAGCCGUCCAGGCCCUUCUUCUUCGUCCAGCCUCCAUCCCAGCCUUAUUACCUGUACCAGCACCUGCAGCUCAACAACCCAUACGCUCAGUACGGCCUGCCUGGAGGUUUUAAUGUUGGUCGUCCCUGCAUGCCCCCGUACUCCUACAUGCCAUAUCCUGGCUUUGUUUUACCACACGCUCCAAUUUAUCCGAUGGAUUACAGGCGUGUGUUUGAGCCCCGCUUCCACGCCCCUGCCUGGGGUGAGGUCCCUCGCCCGCAGCCCCACGCCCAGCCUCCGAGGCGCAGGGAAACGGCCUGUUCAGAGGCUCAGACGGAUCCCAGCGACGCCAUCACCAAACUCAUCGAAUGCUUGGAUAAGAUUCGAGUGUCUGAGCUGCAGAGUGGCGACCGGGAGCUGGACUCGGGCGUGGCGUCGCACUCCUUCAGUAUGUCUCCACCAGGAGAAGAGAAGAAAAGGGAGGAGCAGGAUCACAGCACGCCUUUAGAAGCUCACGGAUGCUGUUUGGAGUCUCCUACCGUGACUUUCGGGGAAUCCAGCGUUGCUGUGGACGACAGCGAGUCCAGCCAGGCGGUCUUGGACACUCGGAGCUCCCAGGCGUGCUGGUCAGGAGGACUGGAGGAGGAGGAGCUGCCAAUAGAUAGCUCCUCCAUCCAUGAAGACUGUGAGCACAGGCAUCCAGCAGCAGAGGAACACUUCUUCUCUCUCGAGAAGGAACAGGUCACAGAUAUCCAGUCAAAUAUCUCGGUGACUGACUCGAGUGUUCCCAGAUGCGAUCUUGAGAAACCCCUAAAGCCUGCACAGCCACCCCCCACCUCCUCCAGCCAGUCUGGCUCCAAAGAAUCUAAAAGCAGCGAGGUGGUUUCAGACUCGGAGCAUCCUGGCGAUGAACUCAGAUGCCAGAUCCUCAAACUGCCCUUUGAUUGUGUUUUGGCCCCUGGAGCUGCUGGCGGCGCUGGAGCCGGCCACAUUCUGUCUCCAGCUGGCCCUUACUACUACAACUACCUCUCCAUGCAGGCGACGCACGAGCGCAUGAGCGUGCUCAGCCCGUCGUUGGAUGAGCUUUCCUCCAGAGAUGAGAUGUUCUCCACAGAUCUGGAGGACGUCGAUCUCUUUCCCAAACACGUGUAUGCCGGGAGGCGACUCGCCGAGGUCAUGGGCGGAUCACCUCACCGCAACGAGGAGGUGUGGCUACCUGACGUGAAGAGGGUGAUGUGUGCUUGCUGUGGGAAAAGUUUAAAUAAAGGCUCAAGCAGGAGCAAAACCUCUAAGAUUUACUGGGACGAAGCUGGAGACUCGGAGGAGGAAGAGGAGGAGGAAGGCAGGUUCGGGAGAAGCUGUGAGCAGCCGGUCCGAGUGGUUGUGAGGAAGCACAUUUCCCCCCGAAAAUCUUACAUCCUCCCCCAAAGACAUGCCCUGAAGUCUUGGUAUAAAAGGGGGCAUUACAAGGAGGUGCCAGAACCUGCAGAGCAGGACCAGGAGGAUCGAAAGGAGGCGGCGGCGGAAACGGAGGAGCAGGACGGCGGCAAGCUGCAGUGCAGGACGUGUCAGGACAGACCCUGCAGAGACGCUGGGACCACAGCGGAUCAGUGGGCGGAAGAAGUGAUUCCCAGGAGGAGACACGCGGCGCCUCCACAGAGACCAGGACGAGCAGAACCCAGAUGCUGACGGCCAUUUCUGACGUUUGAGGAGUUGAACUGUCCCCCCGAGAAGCUUAAAUAAUCACGGAUGGUUGCAGAAUUGAACACCAGGUGAAAUGCACAGGAGGAGUGGUUUGGUUAUAUGUCUGCAGUGACGCUGCCCUGCACUUAAAGACGGAUGGAUUUCACAGACGCAGGCGGGCGGAGAGCUCGCGCUGCAGGGGGAGGAAGGUGUGUCACUGUUUGGGGUCAGUCCAAUAAAAUGUCAUUCUUUAAGCC
Oryzias melastigma (Indian medaka) is the source of this 2178-nucleotide messenger RNA. RefSeq names its product bucky ball (gene buc). Lineage: Eukaryota; Metazoa; Chordata; Actinopteri; Beloniformes; Adrianichthyidae. The record is from RefSeq and is a predicted model, not a curated record. Bases 206 to 1927 code for a protein of 573 amino acids. The transcript is spliced from 6 exons.